This is a messenger RNA of Acanthisitta chloris (rifleman), 2381 nucleotides long. It is a transcript of the gene BRAT1, whose product is annotated as BRCA1-associated ATM activator 1. The annotation marks the transcript as partial. Gene Ontology annotation, biological process: cell population proliferation; positive regulation of protein phosphorylation; DNA damage response. The transcript is spliced from 12 exons. The record is from RefSeq and is a predicted model, not a curated record. Lineage: Eukaryota; Metazoa; Chordata; Aves; Passeriformes; Acanthisittidae. Gene Ontology annotation, cellular component: nucleus.
AUCCGACCGUGGAGCUGCUGCAGGACAACCCGUGCGUGACAGAGCUGCUCACCUCUGUGCUGGCCCUGCCAGAGCCCAGCCCUGGAAUCCUCUCCUUCACCCUGCAGCUAGCUGGGAUCCUUGGCUCGUCUGAAACUCGCUUCCAGCACCUCCAGGAGGAGAAGCUGCUGGCGAGGCUGUUUGGCCAGGAGGGGCCCCGGAGCAGCGCGGCAUGGGAGGACGCAUCGGUGCGCAGCGGCUGGGUGAAGGGUGUGCACAGCAUGGUGCACCACCAGCCUGCACUCCACUUCCUCUGCAGCACUGGAGCCAUAGAUGUGAUCUUCGCUCUGCAGGGGGAUCCCAGCCUGUUUGUGGCUUCAGCUGCCAGUCAGCUCCUGGUGCACACACUCACCUUCUCUGGAGAGUCUGAGACAUCCCAACCUCUCAGCACAAAGGACUGUGACUGGCCAGUGUGUGCCCAAAUGAUUGUAAAGCACACAGAAGAUUCACUUCAGUCCAGCUCUGCCCCUCACAUCGAGCAGUCAUUAAAGCUGUUAACCAGUUUGUUUGGAAGUUGUUUUGCUGCAUGGACCAAAGUGCUUUGGUUGGGCAUAGCAAAGCAGAUAGAAUCCUUUCUGAUGGAAGAGACUUUCCAAGCACAGCACCUGCUGGCAAGUCUGUUGCUUAACGUGGCACGAUCCCCUGUGUUUUGUGACACUGAAGGCAGUUUUUGGGCACUAGUGACUUCUGCUCUGGAACACUUAACCCCAGUACAAGCAGGUCCUUUGGCAGUGGGACUUCUGAGGCUCUGCAAAUGCCCACAAGAUGUGAGGAUUCAGGCACUGACUGUUCUACUUCAGCCAAUGGACUGUAUUUUGAGAGCAGCCUCCCAGCCUCUGGAAUAUGCAGGUGUGCUGGAUGAGUCUGUUAGUGAUCCCAUCACUGUUGAAAGUCUUCUGUCCUCCAAGACAUCUUGUGCUGGUCUCCUGUGUCAGACCCUUGCUCACCUGGAGAAGCUGCUGUCUCUGAUGCAUUUAAGAGUGGAUUUGCCCUACACAUCUUUGUUGCACUCUCUCGUGGCAAUAUUGCAAUUCUGUAAUGGAUUCCUGAGUCCAACUUCUCCUCUGGGCAGCACAAUAAGCCGAAACCUGAUCAAUUGCUUCAGGGUGCAGAAGUCAGCCCUUGAUGUCCUUGCAGCUCUCUCAACGCAAAAAGGCUGUGACACACUCAUAGGAAGCCUAUUUGAUGUCCUUCUGGCAUACCUGGAGAGUCCAAACACGAGCCCUACUGUCCUAAAGAAAACCUUUCAAGCUACAUCCAAGUGGUUGGUGCGUUUGCAGGAGCUGUCCUGCUCCAACAGUCAGCGGCAACAAACUGAGAAGAUUUUGGAAGAUGUGUUUCUGGUGCUGCAGAAGCGUUUGUGCAGUCCUUGCUGGGAAGUAAGAGAUUCUUCUCUGGAGUUCCUCACUGCCAUGAUUCAAUGCUUGAGAGACCAGGAUGAGUUCAGGCAGGCUCUCCUGUCUUCAGAGGUGCUGAGGCUUACAGAAAACCUGCUUGAGGAUCCAGAAAGCUACGUGCGAGCAAGUGCUGUGACUGCUGUGGGACACUUGGCCUUCAUCGCUUACUUUGCUCCAGAGUCACCUGUCGCAGGGAAUCACUGUAACAAGGAGAACACUGUAGCAAAGCUCCAAGAAAUCUUGUCAACAGACUCAGAGGGCUUUCCUAGGAGGGCUGUGAUCAGCAUCUUCACCAAGUGGCUGAAACAAGGCUGCACAGGUCAGCUGGAAGAUACAGAGCAGUUUGUCUCUAGAGUCAUCCAGACUGUGGAGCAUGACUUAGACUGGGAAGUCAGACUUGGAGGUUUGGAACUGGUUGAAGUUUUCUGUAGUCAGACAAUUUGCCAGCUUGGCCUUUCUGAAUGCCCCUAUGCUCCUGUCCCCUCUGAAGUCACCAGUUCCACCCACCAAAACAAGCUGCUGCAGGUAUUUUGCAGAGCAAAACUGUUUGGCUUUUUGUUUUGCUCUUUGUGUGACUGUGACAAACCAGUGGGUCAGAGAGCCUGUGAUAUCCUGAUUGGCUUGAGAGGUAAUUUCUAUCCAAUGAGUACUUUGGAGAAUCCACUAGAGACUGAAGAUUCACCUGCAGGACGCAGCGUUGCCUGGUUACAGAGGACACUGAGACAGGGUUCUCUGGCCCAGAACUUCCCCACAGAUGGUGGUAAUGGGGUGGAUUUUCAAGAUCCAGAGAGCAUGAUGCUAGCUUUGGGUGCAAUAGACUUACUAGAGCUACAUGAUGAGCUAAAUAAAAGUAGUGACCAUGUGGAGGAAAGUCCUCAGUCCCUCUUACAGGACAUCCUUGCUGCUGUGGGGACCACAGAGGAGAAUGAAGUUGACUGUUACUGA